Molecule: messenger RNA, 2289 nt
Organism: Fopius arisanus
Lineage: Eukaryota; Metazoa; Arthropoda; Insecta; Hymenoptera; Braconidae
Gene: Art7
Product: arginine methyltransferase 7
Exons: 5
Coding region: 78-2210 (710 amino acids)
Biological process (GO): peptidyl-arginine methylation
Molecular function (GO): protein-arginine N-methyltransferase activity
Source: RefSeq, a predicted model, not a curated record
UUUAUCAUUUUUUCCAUUCAAAACUGGAGAAAUCAACUUUGAGGCGACAUCUGGACCCUUUGGAGAGCAUUCCCCUGAUGUUUUGGGGAUCGCACAUGGCACCGGUUAACCUCACUUCCAUCAUCACCAAGUGCAUCCUGAAUAGACUGAGAAAUCCAUUCCGAAAAAUGAGUAUUUUCAUUCAGAGCUUCGAUCCAAUUACCGGAUGUGCAAUCUGGGAGGAAAAGGAUCCGGAUUACGAUUACCAUCAAGAAGUCGCUAGGUCAGCAUUUGCUGAUAUGCUCCACGAUCACGAGAGAAAUCAAAAAUACUACGACGCGCUAAAGAUCGCGAUCGAGAAAAAGCACAAUAUGGGUGAAAAAGCGCACGUCCUGGACAUAGGCACAGGCACAGGUCUGCUCUCGAUGAUGGCAGCAAGAUGUGGUGCAGAUUCGAUAACAGCCUGCGAGGCAUUCAAACCGAUGGCGAAGUGCGCCCUGGAAAUAAUAAAGCACAACGGUUUCGCCUCCCAGAUAAUUCUAAUAAAAAAACGUUCAACCGAGAUGACAGUGGGUGCCGACGGGGACAUGAAGCAUCGAGCCAAUAUCCUGGUGACAGAGGUCUUCGAUACUGAGCUGAUAGGUGAGGGUGCACUGCAGACGUUCAGGCACGCCCAGGAGCACCUCCUGGAGAAAGACAGCAUCGUCAUCCCAACGAGGGGAACAGUAUACGUACAGAUUGUGGAGAGUCACCUAGUGGACUCUUGGCAUAAACUCUUACCUCUGCGGGACCCAGAGACAUCGAAAAUCCUGUUGUCUCCACCAGGAGGUGUCCAGACAUGUCCAGGAUCACUCGCAGUUCACGAUCUCCAGCUGUCGCAGAUCCCAAGGGACUCCUUCACCAAAUUGUCACCUGUCCUACCUCUCUUUCACUUUGACUGGACUGGCAAGACUCCUCUCGUUUUCAACGAAACCAAGGAACUGGUGUUUAGGGCGAACUCCAGGGGAAGGCCCUCUGGAGUCUUUAUGUGGUGGAAUAUCGUCAUGGAUAUCAAUGAGGAGAUCUUACUCAGUUGUUCACCUGUGUGGGAGCAUCCAGACACCUUGGGAGGUGCAGAGGAAAUUCCCUGGAGAGACCACUGGAUGCAGGCGGUGUAUUACCUCCCAGGGGAAGUCGAGAUCGAGGAAAAUGAGGAGGUGAGGUUAAUUGGGUGCCACGACGAAUACUCCUUCUGGUUUAAACUGCUCCAGGGGGAGAGUAACGGAGUUCGGGAGGUGAAACCACCAGCUUGUGAGUGCUCAGUGCACCUGGCGUACCCCAGGUCGAGGUUGGGGCAAAUGAAUAACGAGAAGAGGAGUGAAAAAUACCUGAAGGUCAUGAAGAGGUGUAUAACACCACAGACGAGGUGUUUUUGCUUCUCUGAUGGCUCUCUCCUGGGUCUGGCUGCUGCCACCCUGGGAGCCAGGGAGGUGGUGAUUCUCGAGACCAAUCACCUGUCGAGAAGAGCCCUCGACGGCUUCGUGGAGGCUAAUGACCUCAGUGGAAGGGUCAGAAUCUUCCAGGAUAUCCAGCAGCUCCCCAAGGCAGUCAGGGGGGAUCUCGUUUUUGGAGAACCUUAUUACGUCAAUUCGAUAUUUCCCUGGGACAACCUGAGGUUUUGGUAUCUGGGUUCACACUGGGCUCCUGGGGUCAGGAUCCUCCCUGGAGGAGCCACCAUCAGAGGAGUCCCAGUAGAGUUCAAGGAUCUCCACAAGAUCAGGGCACCUCUCGGAGUCUGCGAAGGAUUUGAUCUGGGGAUUUUUGAUGAUCUGGUUAUGGCCGCCAGUGAAAUUAGUGAUAAUCCUGUGGAGGUUCAUCCCCUCUGGGAAUAUCCUGGAAAAGCCCUGAGUUCUCCAUUCGAUCUGGCACACUUCGAUUUUAAUGAACGAUUUGAUGAGAACCAUGAGCAGAAUUUCAGAGGAACUGUGCCUAUCGCUCAAUGUGGAUCGUGCAAUGGAAUAGCUCUUUGGAUAGACUGGCAUUUGGACCCUGAAACGACAGUUUCCACAGGUCCGACGACUGAAAUAACACCAGGUGAGAGAAUAUCCUGGGACGUAAACACACGACAGGCUGUUUUUCUCCUGAGGAAAAUCGAAGCCGUGACUAGUAGUCACGUCCUCACGUGGUCCCUCAAAUAUCAAUUAAAAAAAGACAGGAAUUUUGUGUUCAGUUUCACCCUGGAACCCCAGUGAAUUCUCAUCACGACAAGACAAAAAUAUAUUUAAGGACAAUGUACAUGAAUCGUCAGAUAAUUAAAGUAAUUUUCACGAA